AUGAAUAUGGAUUAUCUUCCGAAUAAAAAGCGAAUUCAUUCCAAUUCACCACUACUGCCGCCAUUCAUUCCUGACGAAAUCAUUGCUGAAAUUUUGUGUGUGCUUCCUGUGAAAACGAUCCUGCAACUCAAAUGUGUGAGCAAGACAUGGAAAACUCUCAUAACCGAUCCAGCCUUUGUCCAAAAACACUUCAACUAUUCAUCACUAAACCCAUACCUCCUUUUCACACCAAGGAAACUGAGAUACCCUACCAGUAUAGUCAAAUUCCUCCAUGUGCUUCGUUUUCUCGAGACAGAUUCGUCCAACAUUGUUUCUAACGACAGUUUCCGUGGUGGUAAGGACAAUUGUCAAGUAAUUGGUACUUGCAACGGAUUAAUCUGUUUGUUUUUCCAUUAUUGCUAUCGGAAGUACUGGUUUCGUUUAUGGAACCCUGCCACGAGGAUACUAUCCAAAAAACUAGGGAUUUUUGAAGACCAUCACACUAUAUAUGACUCUUGCAAAUUCACUUUGGGUAGUGAUAUAUCAACUGGUACUUACAAGGUCGUGGCCUUAAGUAAGGUUGCUGUUCGAGAAGAGAACGCAAUUUCAAUAAAAAAUCAGUUUGGAGUUUUGAGUUUGGGUGAUAAUUGUUGGAGAAAUUUUCAAUUUUGCUCUUCCAUACCUGUUUGCUUGAUAUAUGGCAACACCGAAAACAUUAAUAAUGGUCUCCAUUUGAAUGGUACUGUUAACUGGUUGGCUCUUCCCAAAUACAUCCAACCAUUUUAUCAAUAUGAUUGCAAGUCUAUUGCUAAUGCACAACAGUUUGUUAUUGUUUCGCUUGAUCUUUCAACCGAGACAUGCACACAGUUUUUGUUGCCUCCGGGUUUUGAUGAAGUGCCCCUCUUUCAGCCAACUCUUAAUAUUCUAAUGGGCUGCCUUUGUUUCUUGCAUGAUUUAAAGGGAUCUGAAUUUGUUAUAUGGCAUAUGAAGGAGUUUGGAGUUCAAAAGUCUUGGACUAUGUUAUUUAAAAUUACACACAAUGACAUUCAAAUGGACGACUAUCUAAGUCAAUUUAGUACUUAUUAUGUGCCGUUGUACCUUUCUAAGAAUGGAGAUACAUGUAUAUUGGCAAAUUAUGACGAUAAUCAUCUAUUUAUAUAUAAUCAGAGAGAAAAGAGAGUACGGAGAACUAGAAUUGCAAACAAAUUAGGUUGGUUUUCUCCCAUGGAAUACGUGGAAAGUUUAGUUUCAACUUGUUGAAAGUCUGUAACUCCAAAUCCAAGCACAUGACAUGUGCGUGUGGAAGUAUGGAAAGAACGUCUAUCUUAACAUUGGAUGAUAGUCAAAUUGGAGAACCAAUCGGAGAUAGGGAGUAAGAGGAAGAGCCUUUCUUAUCAGAGGAUGGGACGAUUUGUAAGAUUUAU
This is a messenger RNA of Vicia villosa (hairy vetch), 1403 nucleotides long. Its product is annotated as F-box/kelch-repeat protein At3g23880-like. Lineage: Eukaryota; Viridiplantae; Streptophyta; Magnoliopsida; Fabales; Fabaceae. The coding region runs from base 1 to 1239 and encodes 412 amino acids. Gene Ontology annotation, molecular function: protein binding. The record is from RefSeq and is a predicted model, not a curated record. The transcript has 2 exons.